Molecule: messenger RNA, 651 nt
Organism: Megalobrama amblycephala (Wuchang bream)
Lineage: Eukaryota; Metazoa; Chordata; Actinopteri; Cypriniformes; Xenocyprididae
Product: noggin-1
Exons: 1
Coding region: 1-651 (216 amino acids)
Biological process (GO): negative regulation of cell differentiation; negative regulation of BMP signaling pathway; dorsal/ventral pattern formation
Source: RefSeq, a predicted model, not a curated record
AUGGAUCUCCAGCAGUGUUUGGUGUCCGUGUACCUGCUGCUGGUGUCUUUCGCUCAGUGUCAGCACUAUUAUCUCCUCAGACCCAUCCCGAGUGACACUUUACCCCUGCUGGAGCUGAAGGAGGAUCCCGACCCCAUCUACGACCCGCGGGAGAAGGAUCUAAACGAGACCGAGCUGAGAAGCGUGCUCGGAGACUUUGACAGCCGCUUUCUCUCCAUCAGCCCUCCUCAGGACCGCUACACGGGCAACGAGGACCUGGACGAGCUGGAUCUCCAGCAGAACCCCGCCGGACUGAUGCCCAAAGACAUCAAGAACCUGGACUUUGACGUGCAGUGGGGCAAAAAGCGCAAAGCCAGUAAGAAGCUGAAGCGCAGGCUGCAGAUGUGGCUGUGGUCCUACUCCUUCUGCCCGGUGCUGUACGCGUGGAACGACCUGGGCUCGCGCUUCUGGCCGCGGUUCGUCCGCGCGGGGAGCUGCUACAGCAAGCGCUCGUGUUCGGUUCCCGAGGGGAUGGUGUGCAAACCGGCCAAAUCCACGCACAUCACGCUCCUGCGGUGGAGAUGCGUUCAGAGGAGAGGCGCGCUCAAGUGCGCGUGGAUACCGGUGCAGUAUCCCAUCAUAACUGAGUGCAAAUGCUCGUGCGCCAACUGA